AUGGCGCCUCACGAUACCAAAAACGAGACGAGCGCUCACAUCGAGAUAGUUGAUGCGCACAAGAAAGCUGCGAGGCCAGUAGUUGGCACUAUCAGACUGUACGACGAGGAUGGCAUCGUAUUGAUCCCAACACCGAGCAGAGAUCCCAAUGAUCCUCUGAACCUUCCGAAAUGGCAGAAGUAUAUCAUUCUGAUCAUUGUCGGUCUCUACGCAGCCACUGGAAAUCUGAUGGCGAGCGGCAUCACCGCUAUUCUCCCCAUUGUGCAGACCUCCUACGGUGGAGACCCAAAGACUAGCGACCUCGCAACUUGGCCAGCAUUCUACAUGGGUGUCGGCAACCUCCUCGCGAUUCCUGUGGCCCAUGCUAUCGGUCGCCGGCCCGUAUACCUUUUGUCUACGAUCGUAUUAUCAUUCGGAUGUCUCUGGUGUGCCUACAGUGGUAGCUUAGCAUCGCAUAUCGCAGGCAGAGAUGUCAUGUCGAUUGCUGCCGGACAGGCCGAGGCGCUGUGCCCGAUCAUCGUGCAGGAGAUCUUCUACCUGCACGAAAGAGGACAUGUAAUUGCCUGGUUCUGCGCGCUCCAGACGCUUGGCACCGCAGCACUAAUCGUAGCAAGUUCCUACCUCGCCAACGAUCUAGGCUGGAGGUGGUGGUAUGGCGUUUUUGGUUGUUUGAGCGGGGCCAUAGCCGUUCUUAGCAUCAUCAUUGUCGCUGAGACCAAGUACGAGCGCACGCUGGAGGCACUAAACGGCCAAGGUAUCGACGAAGAUGGCACACUGGUACCAGUCACGACCAACACCAAGCGCGAGCUCGAUACCGUCAACUACGCACCACGUAGCUUCGUCAAAGACAUGCUUCCUUGGAAAGGCCAUGCGCACUGGUCCGAGGCAAUCGAUUGCUGGAAGCAGAUGUUCCAAAUUAUUUGGUUCCCCAACAUCCUUUGGUUGAUUUUGAUCAACUCUGCGGCUUUGGGCAUCUACGUACUCAUGUCAGCGCUGUUCGCCGGUGUCCUCGUCCAGCCGCCUUAUCUCUGGAACUUUGACAUGCUCGGAUACGUCUUUGCAGGACAAGUUGCCACCGCAGUUGCAGUCCCGUUCUUUUGCGGUUAUUUGAGCGACCUGAUUGUUAAGACGAUGAGUAAGAAGAAUGAUGGUGUCAGCCAGCCCGAAUACCGUCUUCUCGCUUUGAUCAUUCCAUUGGUCUCCAUCCUCAUCUCGACAAUCAUCUACGGCAUGACUGCUCAGAACCCCACAAACUGGAGCUGGGCCGGUAUCGCAGUGACGCUCAAUGUCGAAUACUUUGGCUUCGUUGGCAUUGUCGUAUCAAGUUUCGUUUACUGCAUGGAUGCUUACCCCCAACGCAUCGAUGCCGCUCUUGUUCUCAUAUGCUCACUAAGAGGUUUCAUCGGCUUCGGCAUUUCUUUCGGGUCGAUUGCUUUUGUGGAGAAGGCUGGAUAUGAGGGUGCGUUCAACAUUUGUGCAGGCAUUGUUGCAGCACUGAUGGCUUUGGGUAUCUUUGUGUAUCUUUUUGGUGAGAAGAUUCGUAAAAUGACGCAGAAAUGUGCUCAAGAUGAGUAA
Molecule: messenger RNA, 1575 nt
Organism: Alternaria atra
Lineage: Eukaryota; Fungi; Ascomycota; Dothideomycetes; Pleosporales; Pleosporaceae
Exons: 2
Coding region: 1-1575 (524 amino acids)
Biological process (GO): transmembrane transport
Molecular function (GO): transmembrane transporter activity
Source: RefSeq, a predicted model, not a curated record